Molecule: messenger RNA, 1692 nt
Organism: Olea europaea var. sylvestris
Lineage: Eukaryota; Viridiplantae; Streptophyta; Magnoliopsida; Lamiales; Oleaceae
Product: mitogen-activated protein kinase kinase kinase 5-like
Exons: 3
Coding region: 290-1384 (364 amino acids)
Molecular function (GO): ATP binding
Source: RefSeq, a predicted model, not a curated record
CAAUUUUGUCAAACUCAACCCUGGCCUCCACGAAAAUGCGUUCUCUACUUUCUUCAACAUUGACUUUGCAGAAAAGCUUUGCAAUGGAAAUUGUACAUGUGUGAAGACUCCAAUGGUCUAUGUGCGGAAACAAACAAAUAUAUUAUAUAUACAUAUGAAUUUCUCGUCCUUUAUUCUUCAAUGCCCGAUCAAUACCACCAUCAGGCACUUGCAGGCAGUUGGGUUUUUAUGUCUCCUCUUCAAAAUGAAAAAAUUCUGAAGCUUUUACACUUAUUUUUAUAAAAUAAUUAUGCCAUCUCUUUGGAGUGCAUUUUUAUCAUCAUCUUCUUCAUCAUCGUCCCGUUCAAAUCCUCCACUAAAGGGUAAAAGCAAAAGCUCUAACGAUAUUUUCAAGAAUUCGAGUAAUAAAAAUAAUGGACAGGGGAAGAAGCUGACUAGGCAGAGGAAGUUAAGGCACGCAACUGAUGAUGAAUUAGGGUUGCGGUCUGCUGUUUUUAAUGAGAGGUCACAGUCGUGUCCCGUGUCGCCGGACUCGUGUUCUGCUUGGGGCCCAGAGUCGGAGUCUCAUACUCCCAGCCGUGCCGAUAUCGGCCAUUGGUCAAAGUCGGCGGUGCCGCAACCGCUGCCUCUUCCGGAAUCGAAUUCUCAGCCUAAGCUGAAUGAUAGUUUGCACGGUCCAAGAAGAGGGGAUUUGGGUCAUUCAAACUCUGCAGUUGAAAGUUCUUCUCAUCAAAAUUUGGGGAAGACAACAGAUUUGGCCAGAAGAUCAUCUGUAUCUCCAACUUAUCGUUUCAGAAAAUUCCCUGAAGAGCUAAACGUGGACACUACCCAGAACAACUUCCGACUGCAAUUUCCUACGUGUAGUGCUCCGAACAGUGGUUACUCAAGUCCCAUCCGUAGCCCGAAAAGAUUUAGUACUGUAGAUUUUUUCCACGUCUCAGCAUUGGCUUUCGAGUCUUCCCCUUCAGAUAGAAUAGCAAAAUCUUGCCAAAAUUCACCAAGACAUACCCCGGAUCAUUCACCACUUCAAAGUCCAUGUAGAAAUACAGUAAAUCAUAAUGGAAAUUUGAUGCAUUUACGCAAUAAAUCUUUCCCAGAAAGUUGGCCUGAAGGUAGUAAUGCACACGUACACCCAUUACCGCUUCCCCCUGGAGUUUCUAGGCCGUCACCUACUGCUUCUCAAAAUUCAGAUAAAUCAGAUAUUUCAUCAGUGAAAGGCCAGUGGAGAAAGGGAAGACUCAUAGGACGUGGUACAUAUGGAAGUGUUUACGUUGCAACUCAUCGUGAAACUGGUGCAACGUGUGCUAUGAAAGAAGUUGAAAUGGUUCCUGAUGACCCUAAAUGUGCAGAAUGUAUGAAACAGUUGGAGCAGGUUUUACUCUGAUAGCCUUCUUAUGAUAUUAUAUGUUUGAUACUUUGUAUGCUCCAUUUUGUGCUGUUCCAUUACGUUGGCAAGUGAAAAUGUAUACUGUAGUGGAAGAUCUCAGAAAUUGCAUCACAUUGUUUCCAUUUAACGGAAAUCAUGUUAAGCACAUGCCACUUUCGUUGUUAACUUAUUUGUCAUUUUAGUUAUCAAAAAGACUUAAUAUUCAUUUUAGAUAUAGAUGGUGAUGUAUUUUUCUUGAAGUAUCAGGCAUGAAUUAGUUUUAUGUCUCUAUUUCUAUGUACUUGGUUUUUUCCUUAAAAAUAAAU